ACGUCAAAAUACCCUGACUUUUUUCCAGCCUAGUUCCAGCACGACUUUUUCCCAUCUACACCUAUCGCGUGCACCGUGUUCCCCAAAAAUACAGGAGAGAGAAUCUACCUCGUGCUGCGCGCGUGUGUGAUAUCUGCAAGGAGAAACUCCCUUUUCGACGAAUUUUCACAACGAUUGCACGUCCCUUCCUCGAAAACAGCAAACUCAGCCGUUAAGUUCGUCGACUCGAUCAACCGAUAAUCUCAACGCGAGAAAAAUCAAGCUUCCAGAGCAGAGAUAAAAUGACGGGAAUGGACGGAAGACGCGGCAAUCGCCAAGCUUACAAGGAUAAGAGCAAGCCCACGGAUAUUCGUUUCAGCAACAUCAAUGCGGCUAAAGCUGUCAGCUAUGCCAUCAGAACCAGUUUGGGACCCAGGGGAAUGGACAAAAUGAUCCAGGCUGGCAAUGGCGAGGUCACGAUCACAAAUGAUGGAGCAACUAUCCUGAAGGAGAUGAAUGUUAUCCACCCAGCUGCAAAAAUGUUGGUAGAGUUGUCCAGAGCACAGGAUAUUGAAGCUGGUGAUGGAACCACUAGUGUUGUCGUUAUUGCUGGAGCACUUUUGGAAGCCGUGGAACGUCUGCUCCAGAAGGAUAUCCAUCCUACUUUGAUCAGCGAUGCUUUCCAGAAGGCCUCUGCAAAAGCUGUCGAAGUUUUGAUUUCUAUGUCCAAAGCUAUUGACAUGACAAACAGAAGUGUACUAGUCAUGACAGCGGCCACUUCUCUCAAUUCUAAGGUUGUCUCACAGCACUCCAGUCUUCUUGCUCCAAUUGCUGUGGAUGCUGUUCUGAAAGUGACUGAGCCUGGCAAAGAACAAGCUGUUGAUCUGAAGGACAUCAAGGUAAUCAGGAAGUUGGGUGGCACAGUCGAAGACACAGAACUUAUUGAUGGAAUAGUAUUCACACAGAAGUCCUGCAACAUUAACGGACCAAAACGUAUUGAGAAGGCGAAAAUCGGUCUCAUUCAGUUCUGCAUUUCUCCGCCAAAAACUGACAUGGACCACAAUGUCAUUGUCUCUGACUACGCGGCCAUGGACCGUGUACUGAAAGAAGAGAGGGCCUACAUCCUCAAUAUCGUGAAACAAAUCAAAAAGGCUGGCUGCAACGUUCUCCUUGUGCAGAAGUCGAUCCUCCGUGACGCUGUUAGUGAUUUGGCAAUUCAUUUCCUAGACAAAAUCAAGUGCAUGGUCAUCAAGGACAUUGAGAGGGAAGAUAUCCCCUUUAUCUGCAAAUCUCUCGGCUGCCGUCCAAUUGCUUCUCUAGAUCACUUCGUGGCUGAAAAUCUUGUCAAUGCUGAACUUUGCGAAGAAAUCCAAACCGGAAGCUCCAAAUUCGUUAAGAUCACGGGAGCGCAGAACCAAGGAAAGACAGUAACUAUCGUUGUGCGUGGUAGCAACAAACUCGUCCUCGAAGAGGCUGAGAGAUCUCUUCACGAUGCGCUGUGCGUCAUUCGUUGUCUGGUUAAACAAAAUGCCAUUCUGUCCGGUGGCGGUGCUCCGGAAAUCCAGAUGUCCAUGCAGCUUGGAGCUUACUCGAGAACUUUGACGGGUGUAGACUCGUACUGUAUGAGGGCGUAUGCUAAUGCUCUUGAGGUGAUUCCAUCUACGUUGGCUGAGAACGCAGGGCUGAACCCGAUCGCCACGGUGACAGAGCUUAGGAAGCGUCACGCUAAUGGUGAGACCGGUACCGGUAUCAAUGUACGUAAAGGUACGAUCACACGGAUGUUUGAGGAGGACGUCGUGCAACCGCUGCUAGUAUCAGUGAGCGCGAUUACUCUUGCCACUGAAACCGUGCGCAGUAUCCUCAAAAUCGACGACAUCGUCAACACGAUGCAGUAGACGAGCGGAUACUCAAUUUUUGUAUGAUGAGAGAAAACUGAGAAGUAUUUACGACACAUGCUUUUUCAAGUCAGACACAUGUAACUUUUUUUAACGAGAAAUCGCUUAAGAAAUCCCAAGUCGGAGAUGUUUAAAGAGCAGUCGAAUUUGCUGAGAGUGAAGCAAAAGGUUUUCGUCAAAUUUCAUUUGGGAUUUUUAUAGAUGCAGUACACAUUACACACACAUACGCGCCCGUCAUUUUUUUAAAGAACAAAAUAUGUAUGCCGCAGCAAUGAUGAGACCAUUGAGGUGAGAUCGUUGAAUUUUUGUAUUGAGCCUUGUACGGUGAGAUUGAAGAAUUAAAUAAUCGAAAAUCUAUAUCACAAAA
Molecule: messenger RNA, 2241 nt
Organism: Nasonia vitripennis (jewel wasp)
Lineage: Eukaryota; Metazoa; Arthropoda; Insecta; Hymenoptera; Pteromalidae
Gene: CCT4
Product: T-complex protein 1 subunit delta
Exons: 7
Coding region: 282-1874 (530 amino acids)
Biological process (GO): protein folding
Cellular component (GO): chaperonin-containing T-complex
Molecular function (GO): ATP binding; ATP-dependent protein folding chaperone; ATP hydrolysis activity
Source: RefSeq, a predicted model, not a curated record